This is a messenger RNA of Aspergillus uvarum CBS 121591, 1289 nucleotides long. Its product is annotated as RTA1 domain-containing protein. NCBI's taxonomy places the organism in Eukaryota, Fungi, Ascomycota, Eurotiomycetes, Eurotiales, Aspergillaceae. The transcript is spliced from 2 exons. Gene Ontology annotation, cellular component: membrane. The coding region runs from base 121 to 1050 and encodes 309 amino acids. The record is from RefSeq and is a predicted model, not a curated record.
GAUCGCUUGGCGGUAGUCCCGCCCAAACACCUUAUAACAAGGCUGAAUGCUCACCAGUACCUCGAUCGCGAACAUGCAAAGUGACUAAACGCAGGCGAAAACUGCCCCUAACUUAUUACCAUGGCGCCCUCCCACCCGCAUAUCACAGCGCGAUCCUUCGGCUACAUCGACCCCAACAUCCCCAACCCCAACGGGCCCAACGACACCUCCAUCAUCAUCUACGGCUACACGCCCUCGCUCGCCCUGGCCGCCUUCGCCGCCACCUGGUUCUUCCUGCAUUUAGUGGUGCACACCAUCCAAACCCACCGCCACCGCAGCUGGUGGUGGCUCCCCUUCUCGGUGGGCCUGAUCUUCGAGAUCAUCGGGUACAUCGCGCGGGCGCUGUCCGCGCGCCAGGACCCCUACAACCUGAUCUACUUCGUGCUCAACUACUUCUUCAUCGUCACGGCGCCCGUGUUCUUAGCGGCAGGGAUCUACACCAUCCUGUCCGGGCUGAUCCCCCUCCUCGGAAGACAGUACGCCCUCCUCCCGCCGAAGGCGAUCCUGUGGUUCUUCAUCACCUCCGACGUGAUCUCGACGGUCGUGCAGAUCGCUGGCGCCGUGCUGGUCGGCGUGCGCGAGUCGCGGCAGCAGGAUCCCUCGGUGGCCAAUAAUAUCCUGUUGGGGGGUCUGGCGUAUCAGGUGUUCGCGAUGACGGUGUUCAUUGUCGUCGCGGCGGGGUUCUUGGUCCGCGCGAGGGGGGUGAUUUCGAAGGGCAGGCGGAAGGGUGAGGGCGAAGAGGGGAAUGAGGGGCCCGGGUAUGCGGUGUUCUGUGGGGUGUUUGGCCUGGCCACGCUGCUGGUGUAUCUGCGCACGAUCUUUCGGUUGGCGGAGACGGCGGAGGGGUUGGGCGCGACGCUGGCGACGGAUGAGGUCUACUUUGCGUGCUUGGAGUUUGCGCCUAUCGCUGCGGUGGUGUUGUUGCUUGCGGUGUGGCAUCCGGGGAGGUGUGUUGGGGCGAAGGUGGGAGGCAAGGCGGGGUCGUUGAGGGUGAGGUCUUAUGGGUUUUGAUUUUUGGUGUUUUUAAAUUCGUUAGGGCAGGGAUUUGAACGGAGAUCUGUGGCCGUUGCUUGAGUCUUCUUGAGCAUGAGUUGAUGAAGUCUUGAGAUUUAUCCUAUGAAAUUGUGUUCGACAAUUGGUAGGAUGGAUAGGCUGUCUACCUGGUGCAGUACACGAUUAUAAGAGUAGAGUGAAGGUCCGCUUCCUGUACAGACUAUUGCAGUGCGGUGGGUUCCAUGCCAACACGCCAC